Acanthoscelides obtectus is the source of this 2738-nucleotide messenger RNA. The record is from the annotation of a GenBank genome assembly. Lineage: Eukaryota; Metazoa; Arthropoda; Insecta; Coleoptera; Chrysomelidae.
UCUUGACAGUAUGAUUGACAUUUUUAAAUUUUCCAACGUGGGGCCUCGCAUUUGUUGUUCCGUGACGAGCUGCAGAAAUGGCGGAAGAAAAAGAUGUGGCGGAGAAAACCAUUGCCGAAGACUUGGUCGUUACCAAGUAUAAAAUGGCAGGAGAAAUUGUUAACAGAGUCUUGAAGCAAGUCAUUGAUAAAUGCAAGCAUCAUGCAUCUGUUAGAGAGAUCUGUGAAUAUGGGGAUCAGCUGUUGACUGAAGAAACUAGCAAAGUGUUCAAGAAAGAAAAAGAGCUUAAGAAGGGUAUUGCAUUCCCAACCUGUGUUUCAGUAAAUAAUUGCAUUUGCCAUUUUUCACCCGUACCUAGUGAACCUGAUUAUAUUCUCGUAGAUGGAGAUGUUGCUAAAGUUGACUUGGGGGUUCACAUAGAUGGUUUCAUAGCUGUAGUAGCACACACUAUAGUGGUUGGACAAUCAGGUGACCAAAAAGUGACUGGCAGAAAGGCAGACGUCAUCUUAGCUGCUCAUUAUGCCUCUCAGGCAGCUCUUAGGCUGCUGAAGCCUGGUAAUGAGACAUACACCAUUACAGAUGCAGUACAAAAAGCUGCAGAGGCAUUCAAGUGUAAACCAGUUGAAGGCAUGUUGAGCCACCAACUGAAACAGUUCAAAAUAGAUGGUGAAAAAACAAUCAUCCAAAAUCCCAACGAUGCACAACGCAAAGAACACGAAAAAUUUGAACUGGACAAACAUGAAGUGUAUGCCAUGGAUGUACUGAUCAGCACUGGAGAAGGUGUUGGUAAAGAGACUGAUACCAGGGUGUCUGUGUACAAGAAAACGGAUGAGACAUACCAGUUGAAAUUGAAGGCUUCAAGAAUGUUUUAUACAGAGGUUAGAUCAAAAUAUGGCAAUAUGCCAUUCAACUUGAGGAGUUUCCAAGAUGAAACAAAAGCAAAAAUGGGUGUUGUAGAAUGUGUUAAAAAUAAACUAAUAGAGCCGUUCCAGGUACUCUAUGAAAAACCAGGUGAGUUCGUAGCCCACUUCAAAUUCACCGUACUCCUGAUGCCGAAUGGGCCGCACCGCAUAACCGGCUUGCCGCUCGACACGGACAGGUUCAAAUCGGAGUACUCCAUCACGGAUCCCGAAUUGCGUUCCGUACUGUGCAGCUCGGCGAAUCCGAAAGCGGCCAAAAAGAAGAAGAAGAAGAGCGAGAGUGGCGGAGCGGCGACGGCUGAAGAAGGUGGCCAAGGACAGACGGAACAGCAGCCGAUGGAAGUCGAGGCGACGGCGUGAACUAUACAAGAUGAAAGAAAAUUCAAUGACGUUGGCGUUAGAGAUUUUCACUCACAACAGGCUGGCUGAAAAUAUAUGGAAGUUUUUUGUAUUUGUUGAGGUUAUAAUUUUACUUGGACCCUCAUAAUAACUCACAGAAAUAACCAAUCCCAGUGAAAAUUUAAAAAUUGAAAGCAGUAACUUGAAUUUUCUCAUGACAACCAAUAAUCAAGUAUAUAUGAGUAAGAUCGUUUUAAAAUGGUUUGUUUGACUUUUCCUCUCAUGCUGAUGUGGAAUAAAACAGAUUGGAAAAUCCUACUGGUCCAAAAUUUGACAUAUCUCGAUUUUCUACAUCUUAAAACCUGUUGAAUUGACGCCAAGGUGUAUUUUGAGGGUCCUUGCCAAACCUUUCAUACUGUUAAGAAAAUCGUAAGGGUCAUUUCCACUACCUUUUAACAUUCUUAGAAGUCAGAAUAAAUUACAUAAAAUGUCGAAGUAUUGUUUAAGCUGUCAAUUAACAAUCAGAAGUUGGUAUAAAUGAAGAUUAUUACUAGGUAGUGAAACAGUUCCGUAAAUCUCACAUAGAUGUUGAAUUUUUUAAUAUUUGCUUCACACUCACUCAUUCCUUUAAAUUCUCGAAACUUGCUGCCUGUCUUAUACAAUCCAAUUUUUAACCUUCGUUAUUUUUUCUUCUAAGUAGUUGUGCCCUAACUAAUAAAUUAAGACAUUUCAAGAGUUGGAGUUUGGAUCAUCUGUUUGUAUUUAUAUUUGGAAGUUAAACAAGGUUCAUUAUAAGGAUCUCUUACAUGAAGCUAUUUACAUUACAUUAUUGUCUAUGAUUUUACUAGAGAUAAUCCAAAUUGACCUGUAAAACUGCAAUUCUUGAAAAAUUAACCAGACUUUUUCUCAUGAUUGAAACUAGAAAUUUCAAUACCUGAUGUUAGAUAAUUUGUUUUGUGUAUUUGUUUUGAUUUUUCUGUCUUCAGAGACAUCCUUAUUGCCUUAUACAUUCAUAUUUUUAUCUUUGACAUCUCUUAUCAUAUGAUCGCCAUACUUUUUGACUAUUGUUUAGAUGAGUCUUGUAUGUAGGUUGUUUUUUUUUAAGAUUGAAAAUUUAGAAGACCUGUAAGAUACAGUAUCAAAAUAAAUGUUUGCUAUUUUGACCACUACCAUUUUUUUAAUUCAUUGGUUGGAACAAAUUGUAUAACUCCUAAAUGUGAGAGGAAAACCUAUCCACUUUCCAGAGAGUAAAUUUUCAGUUGAAGCAAUAUCUAGGAGCUAUAAAAUAGAAGUCCCAUAUCAACCAAGUGCAAAAACAAAUAUAAAACUUUAUUUUAACUCAUUUCUACAUCACUAGUUAAAUACUUCAACUUUAAAACAACAGUCGUCGGUGAAGUCACAUCUGCUACAAGAAUAUCUUGCCCAUCUUUUAUCCCCAACUCCACCAGUGUUUUAUCCAAAUUCACUCUUGUUCUCUCC